UCACCGCUCAGGGAGAAAGUAUUCAUGGCUUCAUCUUCCUCCCAGCAUCUGUUCGUCUUCGUCUUCCGCCAUGGCCAGAUCUGGUCACUUUGUCUUCCUCCCAGCAUCUGCUUGUCUUCAUUUCGCUGCGACCGAGAUGCUCAGAGAAUCGCUGGGCGAGAUACUGGUCGAGUUCUAUCCAUUCACAGGGAGACUCGUCGCGGGAGUGACAGGAAGAUGGCAGUGAGAUGCACGGGAGAAGGUGUCCCGUUCGUCGAAGCGAUGUCGGAGGACGACAUCGGAAUGCUGGGCGACAUCAGCAUCAUCGAUCUGCCAAUGCUGCGAAAACUCAUGAACAACAGCGAUGGAGCCCAAACCAUAUUGGAAAAAACCUUUGCUGACAGUGUAGUUUAUCGUAUAAUCCGGGUGACAGCAUUCAAGUGCGGAGGGAUCACCCUCGGCAUUCUCAUAAAUCACGUCGUCAUCGAUGGUAAAGCCCUCACGGACUUCAUAACUUGUUGGACUGAUGUGGCUCGAGCCAAGCCGCUUUCGAUUCGUCCCUUUCUCGAUCGAUUGGUAUUGUGCCCGAGGUGACCUUUACUCGUCGAUUUCCCCCACCACGAGUAUGCUCGGAUGGAUUGGUGUCCCAAAUGCAUAGUCAACCUCUAAACCAAGCCCCUUGUUUACAAAUCAUUCUGCUUUGAGCCACUCACUCUCGUAAAACUCAAGAAAGCGUCCACAA
Eucalyptus grandis is the source of this 721-nucleotide messenger RNA. Its product is annotated as fatty alcohol:caffeoyl-CoA acyltransferase-like. The transcript has 2 exons. Gene Ontology annotation, molecular function: acyltransferase activity, transferring groups other than amino-acyl groups. NCBI's taxonomy places the organism in Eukaryota, Viridiplantae, Streptophyta, Magnoliopsida, Myrtales, Myrtaceae. The coding region runs from base 25 to 573 and encodes 182 amino acids. The record is from RefSeq and is a predicted model, not a curated record.